Callorhinchus milii (elephant shark) is the source of this 2595-nucleotide messenger RNA. RefSeq names its product 1,25-dihydroxyvitamin D(3) 24-hydroxylase, mitochondrial (gene cyp24a1). Gene Ontology annotation, biological process: cellular response to peptide hormone stimulus; glucocorticoid biosynthetic process; cortisol metabolic process. The record is from RefSeq and is a predicted model, not a curated record. Gene Ontology annotation, molecular function: oxidoreductase activity, acting on paired donors, with incorporation or reduction of molecular oxygen; heme binding; monooxygenase activity. The transcript is spliced from 12 exons. Bases 78 to 1601 code for a protein of 507 amino acids. Gene Ontology annotation, cellular component: mitochondrial inner membrane. NCBI's taxonomy places the organism in Eukaryota, Metazoa, Chordata, Chondrichthyes, Chimaeriformes, Callorhinchidae.
UCCAAGGUAGACAACCAAACGAGAGGCAAACACAACACUUGUCCUCAUCAUCAUCUUUCGUUGGGAAGGUGAAACCAAUGCGAUCUCAGAUGAAACAUGUGAAUUGCUUUGCGCAGUUUUCGAGACAGAGAGGGAUGAGGUUGCAACACCACAUUGGGAGACCAGCUGCCUCCUGCGCCCUGGAGAAGGACAUCUCUCCUGUGGAGGCGCCUUGCGGGCACACCUCCAUGCCCGGUCCCACCAGGUGGCCAGUGGUGGGCAACUUGUUGGAGAUCAUCAGGAAAGGAGGGCUCAAAAGGCAGCACGAAACCCUGCUCCACUACCACAAGAAAUUUGGGAAGAUUUUUAAAAUGAAAUUGGGAUCUUUCGAAUCAGUGAACAUCGGUGAUCCCCGUCUCCUCGAAGCCCUUUUCCGUAAAGAGAGCAAAUACCCCCAACGCCUGGAGAUUAAACCAUGGAAAGCCUAUAGAGACUACAGGGACGAAGCAUAUGGACUACUUAUCCUAGAAGGAAAAGAAUGGCAAAGAGUCAGGAGUGUGUUUCAGAAAAAGCUGAUGAAACCCACAGAAGUGGUCAAACUCGAUGGGAAAAUAAAUGGGGUUCUAAAGGAUUUCAUGGGGAAAAUUGAGGAGGUCCGCGAUGAGACCGGCAGGAUUGAUGACUUGUACCACGAACUGAACAAAUGGUCUUUUGAAACAAUCUGCCUGGUGUUAUAUGAUAAAAGGUUUGGCCUUUUGGAACGGCAUGUGGUCGAAGAAUCCUUAAACUUCAUCAAGGCUAUUAAAACUAUGAUGAGCACGUUUGGUAAAAUGAUGGUGACCCCAGUUGAACUCCAUAAAUGUUUUAACACAAAGACGUGGAAGGACCAUACAGAAGCCUGGGACAAUAUAUUCAAAACAGCAAAACACUACAUUGACAAAAGACUGAGCAGACACUCCUCCUGCCCGGCCAAUGAUUUUCUGUCGGAGAUCUACUAUGACAAUGAACUGUCAAGGAAAGAACUGUACGCUGCCAUCACUGAACUACAGAUUGGAGGGGUGGAAACGACUGCUAACAGUUUACUAUGGGCUAUCUUUAAUUUGUCUCGAAAUCCCAAGGCGCAAGACAAACUUCUACAGGAAAUACAGAACACACUAACUGAAAACCAAAUACCAACUGCAGAAGACAUUAAGAAAAUGCCUUUUCUAAAGGCUUGUCUGAAGGAGUCCAUGAGGAUAACUCCUUCUGUGCCCUUCACAAGUCGAACACUGGAUGAAGAGAUUGUUCUCGGUGACUACCUGCUACCUAAAGGAACCAUACUAAUGAUAAACAAUCAUGCUUUGAGCUGCAAUGAAGAAUCUUUUCACGAUGGAGAUCAGUUUAAGCCAGAGCGAUGGUUACGGGAGAGCCGGGCGAUCAACCCCUUCGCACACGUACCAUUUGGCGUUGGGAAGAGGAUGUGUAUUGGCUGGAGGUUAGCAGAGCUACAGCUACAAUUGGCCCUUUGCUGGCUGAUACAGAAGUACAGAGUUGUAGCCACUGAUGAAGACGAUGUAGAAAUACUACACUCUGGGAUUAUGAUUCCAGGUCGAGAACUUCCAGUCGCAUUAUUGAGACGUUGAGGAGAUCUGAGAUUCUUCGAGAGCACUGUUCUGCUACACUCGUUCACCUCAGCACUUUGUAAUCAGCUAAAUAGGGAGUGCAAGGCCAAAGAGUGUUGUGGGAGUUGAAGGAUUACAACAUGUUCAGUGACCCAUGUAGGAUUAUUGCUAUUUCACCAUGAAGGUUGAGCUGAUAAGACAUUGAGUAAUACAAGUUAUUCUGUCAAAGCUACUCAGUGGGCAAUUUCCCUAGCUAGAGAAUCAUAAAGUGAUAGUGUGCGACACUGGUAUUUAAUAUACUGCAGAGUUAAGAUGUAAUCGAUGGCUGGUGGCUGCUUGUACUGCUUUUUCUUCCCAAAAGAAGUAAGAUAUGCCAGAUAACCAGAAAGAAUCUUGGAAGUUUAGGAACUUGUACUUUAACUUGCUCCAAAAAAAUCUGUUCAAUUCAGCAUUUUGGCAUCUGACACAUGUUCCCAAACCCACUCUGAUGAUAGGAAGAUGAGAGGGUGGGUUUUAUGGAAAGGCGAGAUCUUCAUCCAAACUGAUUUUGUAUUUUUGUGAUUACUUUCCAGUUAGAAUGGAAACUGCUCAAACCGCUCUUUGCUUCACCGAAUUGUAUGUUUGUAUAGGUUCAAGAGAAAAUAUCUUAAUGUUGCAAAACUUAAUAUUCAGAUUAUUUCUGAAUGACUAAAUGUAUAUAUUAAUUCUUUCCUUGAAGCAUAAUAAAUGUUAUCAUUAUGCUUAAAGGUUAAUUUUCCUUGGUUAAUCGAUGGAACAGAAUGUUCAACCUGUUAAGAGUCAAAAUAUGUGCUGUACUUUCUAAUGGAGUUUGUUCUAUUCAGAAAAAAUCUAUAAAGUUAAAACUCAGGGACUUUACAACAUAUUAACCAACUUGUGUAUAUUUACAUAACGAGAUAACCUAUUUGAAGAGUAAAGAAGUGUGUUUUCUGACUUGGAAGUGUCUUUAAUUAUCGAUAUAUUCUGUUAUUAAAUCUCGCAAGAGUCAAUCUUUCAA